Molecule: messenger RNA, 1779 nt
Organism: Austrofundulus limnaeus
Lineage: Eukaryota; Metazoa; Chordata; Actinopteri; Cyprinodontiformes; Rivulidae
Gene: ccnb1
Product: cyclin B1
Exons: 9
Coding region: 74-1270 (398 amino acids)
Biological process (GO): mitotic cell cycle phase transition
Molecular function (GO): cyclin-dependent protein serine/threonine kinase regulator activity
Source: RefSeq, a predicted model, not a curated record
GAGAAGCUUCCAGUCAGGCUGCGUUCUUUUGCCAUUUCCUUUUUACCUGUCCGUGAAGCCACAUAUCUGAAACAUGGCUCUCCGAGUGACCACCAGAAAUCGCAUCGGUUCCACCAGAGCCGAGCUCGGGGGAAAGGCCUGCUCGGUGACCGGGCCCACGAAGCCUCGAGCUGCGCUGGGAGAAAUAGGAAACAUCGCUGUUAACAAAGAGGCGCAGAAAAAGACUGUCAAGACCGAGGCCACAAAGAAGACUAAAGUCACCAAAGUUCAAAAGGUGGAACCCAAACCAGAGGUGCUGCCUCCUCCUCCUCCUCAGCCUGAGCCGCAGGCCCAGCCCGAGCCGGCCUCCCCCUCCCCCAUGGAGACGUCCGGCUGCGAGCCCGCCGACCUCUGCCAGGCGUUCUCGGACGUCCUGCUCAACACGGCCAUCAAGGACGUGGACGCCGACGACUACGACAACCCCAUGCUCUGCAGCGAGUACGUGAAGGAGAUCUACAAGUACAUGCGUCAGCUGGAGGCGGAGCAGAGCGUCAGACCUGCCUACCUGCAGGGUCAGGAGGUCACUGGCAACAUGAGGGCCAUCCUCAUCGACUGGCUGGUCCAGGUCAACCUCAAGUUCCGCCUGCUGCAGGAGACCAUGUACAUGACUGUAGGCAUGAUUGACCGCUUCCUUCAGGACCACCCGGUCUCCAAGAAGCAGCUGCAGCUGGUGGGCGUGUCGGCCAUGUUCCUGGCCUCCAAGUACGAGGAGAUGUACCCGCCGGAGAUCUCCGACUUCGCCUACGUGACGGACCGGGCCUACACCACCGCCCAGAUCCGAGACAUGGAGAUGCUGAUCCUGCGGGUGCUGAAGUUCGAGCUGGGCCGACCCCUGCCCCUGCAGUUCCUCCGGCGGGCCUCCAAGAUCUACGAGGUGACGGCUGAGCAGCACACCCUGGCUAAGUAUCUGCUGGAGCUCACCAUGGUGGACUAUGAGAUGGUCCACUUCCCGCCCUCCAUGGUGGCGAGUGCCGCUCUGGCUCUCACCUUGAAGAUCCUGGAUGUGGGCGACUGGGACGUGACGCUGCAGCACUACAUGGGCUACACGGCAGAGAGUUUGAUUCCUGUGAUGGCGCACAUCGCCAAGAACGUGGUGAAGGUGAACGACGGGCUGACCAAACACAUGGCGGUGAAGGGGAAGUACUCCACGUCCAAGCAGAUGAGGAUCGCCACCAUCCCGCAGCUCAAAUCUUCCGUGGUCAAAGAGUUCGCCAAGAAGCUCGCCCAGUGAGCCGACAUCCCUGGCACCGUGUGCUGACUUGUACAAAUGUAUUUUAACACUUUGGACUUUUACUUUUGAAGAUGUGUCAAUGUUUACAGACCUCUUUGGUUGUGGCACCUCUUCAAAAAAACCUGAAGUCCAGUAGCUGUAAAACUUUAGCUUUUUACUGUUUUUAUUGUUUUCAUGUUGGGAGUGACUUGUAUAACGUGUACAGUGAUGCGUUUUUAGUGACUUGAUUGUAAUUUUUUUUUUUUUAAAUUCUAUUAAAUGGUUUCGACCAGAUUUUUGUUUUUGGGUUUUGUUCAGAUUCUGCCACCAGAGGGCGCUGUGGGUUCAGGAGAGUAAACCAGUUCCUUCAGCUUUUGCAAAGUGAUGAAGAGGUUUUGAAACUUGUUUGGUUUAGUUAGACCUUCUGUCCUCACGUGGCUUUAAUUUCAACAAAUGACUAAUUUGUGGAGUUUUUAACAUUUUUACUUUAUAUUUAAAUCUUUAAUAAAACCACAAAUGUAGAAAAGCAA